CAAGAUGGCGAUAUUUUGACUGUCACCCAUUUAGGCCCGCUGUUGUCGUGUUUAUAAAUUUCUGUUUCCCAUUAACGUCUGAAACAUGCAGAAUAGAACAACUCUGCAUCACAAUUUACAACGGAGGGUUUAUGGUAACUUACCGCCGGGCAUGUUGAUGAAAAGAGCGAGAGGAAGUAAAUAUCUGCUGCAGUGCUUGCAGAAAGAAACAGCUUUGACGGGGCAUGAAGGCUGUGUUAACAGUAUAGCUUGGAAUGAGAGUGGCAGCUAUCUUCUCUCUGGAGCUGAUGAUUGCCGUCUUAACAUUUACCAGCCAACAAAAAGAAAGUUGCUGCAUUCCAUCAGAUCUGGUCAUAGAGCCAAUAUUUUCAGUGCCAAAUUUCUGCCUGGUUCAGGAGAUAAAUGGAUAGUGUCCUGUGCUGGAGAUGGCAUGAUUCACUUUACAGAUCUCAAUAGAGAAACAGGCCAUGGACAGUUUCAGUUUAAUUGUCAUGCAGGAACUACAUAUGAGGUAAUUACAACUCCUGGGGACCCUAACACCUUCCUUAGCUGUGGGGAAGAUGGCACAGUCAGACUGUUUGACCUGCGAACCAAGACAAAAUGUUUAUGCCGAGAUUGUAAAGAGGACAUUCUGAUAGACUGCGGUAAAGCAAUCACAUCCAUCAAUCUGAAUCCCAUCAUGCCGUAUCAUCUGGGUGUUGGCUGUGAAGACAGCACUGUACGAGUGUUUGAUAGACGUGCACUGAGCAGUAGCAGCACCAACAAGAUGAAUGGAAUGUUCUGUCAGUUUAGACCAGAUUCACUCAAUGGUAGAACAUGUCGCGUCACUUCACUUCAUUACAGCCCUGAUGGUAGUGAACUCCUUGUGAGUUACUGUGCUGAUUACGUCUACCUAUUUACCUUACGCGGAAGUAAACAGCUUCGCUCUACACACGGCGAUGACCUGGAGGGUGGAUACUCCAACGGUAGCAACGGUCAUCGGAAUGUACCACCACUGAAACGUCUGCGCCUGCGAGGAGAUUGGUCAGAUACAGGUCCCAAUGCCAGGCCUGAAAGUGAACACCCUUCCCCAGAAAACUCCCUGAUGCAGCGUAUGUCCGAUAUGUUUGCACGCUGGCUUGAAGAAUCGUUUCGCGCCGGACAGCGUCACAGAGCCCGAACAUCAUCGUCGCGCUCGACGUCGGUGUCAUCUACAACAUCAUCUUCGUCGAUGUCUUCGUCGCCGCCAUCUUAUAUGUCUAGUAGCUCAUCAGAGUCAAGCGGAGCUUCGGGUUUGUUUGGAGAGGAACCGAGGUGGCGUUGGAGUCGUGAGCGGAAUUCCGAGGUGCCCCAAAGUAGAAAGGGAGCGAGGGUAGGUGAAUCAGGCGGAGCUUCUGUGGAAAUGGAGUCAGAAUCAGCGGCGAGUUUAGAUGAUGCCAACAGAACUGGCCAGGAGAGAUUAAACGUUUCUAGCACCAAAUCUGUCGAGCUUAUUCCUCACUGUGAAAAGGAAUUUGAAAGUGUUCCUAGAACUACUGAAUCGACAACCUAUGUCAAUGAUACUAUGGCAGCCGCCGCUGAAAAUAAUACAGGAGCAAGCGAAACCUCAACGAUAGCAAUCGAAAGUAAAGACACAGAGAAUGGGCCAAGUAGCCAUCGAUUAUCUCAACAAAUGGACCAGUCAAAAGUAAAAGACUCACAUUCGAACACUUUAGUAAAAACGAAAAGUAAAGACAGUUCUUCACCAGCUACGCAAGAAACCACCCGCCCAAGCCGUACGCACGCGGACCCAACGUCUCAAGAGGAACCAAGAGACGAACGAAAUCCAGGCGUAAGUGGCGAUGAAGGCGUUGCUCUUCCGGAACACACCUCAGCGGCUACUCGAAUUCAGCGCGUUUAUAGACUUCAUAAGAAGGCAAAGUCAAGUACGGAGUGUGAAGGAAAGGAUCUUUGGAUUCCAGAAAUGACACGAGUCUACAAGGGCCAUCGUAAUGCACGAACAAUGAUCAAAGAGGCUAAUUUUUGGGGCGAUGACUACGUUCUUAGUGGAAGUGAUUGUGGUCGAAUCUUCAUCUGGGAAAAAUACAGUGCCGAGUUGGUGAUGAUUCUUCAGGGUGAUAAACACGUGGUCAACUGUGUUCAGCCGCACCCAUAUGACCCAAUUCUGGCAUCAAGUGGAAUUGACUAUGAUAUAAAACUUUGGACGCCUUCUGCCAAGGAACCCAUGGAACCUAAAGACAAGGAUGAGAUAAUUGGUCGUAACGAGAAAAUGUUGGAGGAGAGUAGAGAUACCAUAACAGUACCGGCCUCUUUCAUGAUACGUAUGCUGGCCUCUCUGAAUCAUGCCAGGUUUGGUCAGCGGACUCAAGAUGACGAAACCGACUCUGAUUUGAGUGACGAUUGAAUUAUGUGACGUGCUGUGCUGAUCACCAGACUGUCACGCAACUCAUCUGAUUGUUGUCGAGUUGGUUACUCUUACUUUUUUUCCGGGAAUAGAUAUAUAUUGGGCAAUGUUUGUCACCUCAAUGCAGCAAAUGGGUUUAAAGUUUAUCCAAUGUGAGAUAUUACUUUUUCUUGAAAAGAAAAGAAACAAUUACUGUUCCUUUUCAGUCUGUUUAACUGUGGUGGAAAUUAUCGCAAGUUUCUUUCGAAACAUUUUACGUUAGCCCUACUUCGUAACAAGAGCAGAGAGCUUUUCUGAACUAGCGUUCUAUGGUUCGUUAUAGUGUAUGCGAUAGUAGUUGGAAACGUUAGUGAGUUAAGUGUUGAAAAUAUUUUUCACUUCGAACACUUCAGUGUACAGGUUUGUUCUCCUUUAGCCCUCUCAUAAGGAGAGCAACAUCUUUCAAAUUUCAUCUGCUGAGCUUGGGUCAGUUGAAGUAUAAUGAGGCCUUUGGUUGUCAGGGGUAAUUUUUCUUUUGAUCUUAUAAGAAAGGAGUUAGCUUUGUGGGUUAUUUCAUUAUAUGUAAUCGUGAUCGAUGGUGGGUCUGUAAAUAGUUUGCAUACUAGAUGAAAAACGUUGUGUAAAUUUACGAAAUCUUGUACAUACUGUAGAUAUUAUUAAAAGAUGUUUUGGUUUUUGUCUGGAAA
Molecule: messenger RNA, 3069 nt
Organism: Pocillopora verrucosa
Lineage: Eukaryota; Metazoa; Cnidaria; Anthozoa; Scleractinia; Pocilloporidae
Product: DDB1- and CUL4-associated factor 6-like
Biological process (GO): positive regulation of transcription by RNA polymerase II
Cellular component (GO): Cul4-RING E3 ubiquitin ligase complex; cytoplasm
Molecular function (GO): protein binding
Source: RefSeq, a predicted model, not a curated record